UCACCGGCCUUUUCGCACACCAUUGACCCUGGAUUGGUCUCUGGCGUCUUCGAGGCACCUGAGUAUCUUCUGCAGCAGGUGGCGCGACUCGAGCGAGUCACGGAAACCAGAUAUCAACACCUCCAUUUCCACGGAGCCAGAGAUGGACGAGCUCUUCACCCCCCGGGCUAACACCGUUAGUAUAGCGGUAGAAUAAGCGGUUCCCAU
Messenger RNA from Vitrella brassicaformis, 207 nucleotides. The record is from the annotation of a GenBank genome assembly. Lineage: Eukaryota; Vitrellaceae.